UCGUGAAAACCAGUUUGAGUUUCAACAUUGUGGAGACGCACAUUCGUGACUUCUAAAUCGAUUCGGGUCAAUCUCAUCUUGUUUACUUUUCAGUUUGUUGUUUGGCUUGAAAUAAGUGGGUUAAGAUGGCCAUCAGUCGUUUAUCAAUUAUCAAAUUUCUGGAACUGGCGUUGGCAGUUACCUGCCUAGGUCUUCACUCAAAAGCCGCCGUUGGAGAUUGGAAUAUUGAUACGUUUUCAGCAGUGACUUUUGGAGGAUUUAUUAUCAUUCUUAUUGGAGGAUUUGCAGGUUAUAUCAUCAGUGCACCGAUAAGCAAGAAAAUCGACAUUUUUUACACCUUAGUGGGCUGCGCCAUGUUUGUGGCUGCAGGUGCCCUUAACAUCAAACAUUUCGAAAGAAGCUCUUGGGGAUCCAGCGAAGUACGAGACUAUGGAUUGGCCAAGGGCUCGUUAGCCGUCAUCAAUGGAAUUUUCUUCUUGUUCGACUCUUUAGUUACAUGGCGUGGAGAUUUUUAAAAAAUAUAUCCCUAUCAACUACCUCGUGGAUUAUGUUCUUGUUUGCUUAGCGAUAAGUUUAUUUAUUUUUAGAAACUCAUAUAAUAUAUAGGUGUUGUACAAGAUAAGCUUUAAUCGGUAUUUUUAAGAUUAUUCUGAAUGCAAUUUACUGUAAAUGCGCGACUCUAUAGUUUAUAUAAUACUGUUUAUACUUUUAUAAUUUGUUAAAAACCUGAAAUUUUAACAUAUGACCUGAUAUUUUUUAUGCAUUUUUUCGUAUUAAAAUAAAUGUAUUUUGGUGUA
Anthonomus grandis grandis is the source of this 797-nucleotide messenger RNA. RefSeq lists its product as uncharacterized. The record is from RefSeq and is a predicted model, not a curated record. Bases 126 to 515 code for a protein of 129 amino acids. The transcript is spliced from 3 exons. NCBI's taxonomy places the organism in Eukaryota, Metazoa, Arthropoda, Insecta, Coleoptera, Curculionidae. Gene Ontology annotation, biological process: septate junction assembly.